AUGGAAGGCAUCAAAGGGAGUCACUACCUGCAGGCCGUGGAGGAGUUGAAAGCAGUGACAGCAUCGACACUAGCAGCAAAACCAUGGGACCAACAGCGAAAGUCGCUGCACGACCAGCUCGGAGUCGCAAAGAAGAAGCUGCUCAAUGCCCAACAGACUUGUGACAAAACGUGUGAGGCCAUGGUCACCUUGGUCAAUGACUAUACCAACCAGUGCAAACUCGUCGCCGACCUGUCAGCGGAGACGCAGCAGUUAGAGACCCAGCACAAGAUGGCAGUGGAGCAGGCGUUGAAGGAGCACGUCAGCACCUCGGCCCCCUCGCUGGAGACGUACAUCAUCAGCCAGUUCCCACCUGGGCUCGCGCCGUCCGCGGGGGUGAAGCAGGCCGUCGUUCAGUUGUCGGCACAGCUACAUGACGAGUGGCAGGCAGCCCAGGCAACCCAGGCCAGCUCCCAGCAGGCCCAGACGGCGACCCAGGGGGCGGCGGACUCCCAGACGGGUACCGAGGAGGGGGCCGCAGUCCCAAUCGCAGCCGAUGCCGACCCGAGGGCGCCGUCGCAGGCUACCGCCACCCCACCAGGAGAUGUCAGCCCUGAGCUGGCAGCCCGCCUGGGCGUCGAGGCCGAGGCCAUGCAGCUGGACCAUGACGAGGCUGACAAGAGGAGCCAGGGCAUGGGGCGCGUAGGCGAGGCGAUCGACCAGGUUCUGAACAUCAACGGCCAGAACUCGGCGCUCACGCCCCAGCAGCAGAUGGCCAACGCGGCGCUCCAGUCCAGCGCGAAGGCGCCCUGCCUGGCCAACAAGGGCAAGGGCGGCAAAGGGGCGGACAGGGCGCCGUGUGGGUAA
Molecule: messenger RNA, 846 nt
Organism: Prorocentrum cordatum
Lineage: Eukaryota; Dinophyceae; Prorocentrales; Prorocentraceae
Source: the annotation of a GenBank genome assembly